Messenger RNA from Diospyros lotus (date-plum), 3299 nucleotides. Its product is annotated as lipoxygenase 6, chloroplastic. The coding region runs from base 361 to 3159 and encodes 932 amino acids. The record is from RefSeq and is a predicted model, not a curated record. Gene Ontology annotation, molecular function: oxidoreductase activity, acting on single donors with incorporation of molecular oxygen, incorporation of two atoms of oxygen; metal ion binding; protein binding. Gene Ontology annotation, biological process: lipid oxidation. NCBI's taxonomy places the organism in Eukaryota, Viridiplantae, Streptophyta, Magnoliopsida, Ericales, Ebenaceae. The transcript has 9 exons.
AUCUAAAAUCUAAUCCCACUUAAGCCCCCUCCGCUCUAGUUGGCCUUUUUGCUGACAUUAUCAUCAUGGCCAGCCUUUUUUUUCUUUUUUUAUAAAUAUAUCCACAUUAUUUUAGGGUUUCAAUGAGAAUUUGUAUAAUGAUCAACUAAACUAUAGAGUAUCAAAAAUUACUUUUGACGUUCCAUUUUCUUUCUUUUUUCAUGUUGCUGAUAAAUUUGUGAAAUCUACUAGUCCAUCACUUAGCUUAGUUGGCCAUCAUCCAUCUACAAACUACAGUACCAGACAUCCUGACAUCCGAUUGAACAUUGCAUUCAGAACAGGGGACUGACUAGCUUUGGUUUUACAAAGUAGUUUCCAAAAAUGUUCACCGCUCAACAAACGCCCACUUCCAAGUCAAACAUCUACGCCACCGCCGCCCUGCCCAGGGCGGCGGUAGCCGGCAGCAGUCUCACCAGAAUCACCCAGGUCAAGGUGAACAGAAGAGGAUCUGUAAUGGCAGUGAUCAGUGGAGGAGACAACAAGACUGUUGAGGCUCCUAAAGUGGUGGAAACCUCCGAGAAGUAUAAUGGGUCGUUGCCAUCUUCUUCAAGUGGUGGCGGGUUGGUUGAUGUGAGGGCAGUGAUCACCAUCAGGAAGAAGAUGAAGGAGAAGAUCGCCGAGAAGCUGGAUGAACACUGGGAGUCUUUCAUUAAUGGGAUCGGUCAGGGCAUCUUGAUCCAGCUGAUCAGUCAAGAUCUUGAUCCUGUGACCAAGUCUGGAAAGAUUGUUGAGUCUAGUGUCCGGGGCUGGUUGCCUACCCCAUCGAGCCAUCCUUAUAUAGUUGAGUAUGCUGCUAACUUCAGGGUGCCGAACGACUUUGGACGUCCUGGGGCUGUCCUCAUCACCAAUUUCCAUGGAAGGGAGUUCCACUUGAUGGAGAUUGUCAUUCACGGUUUCAAGGAUGGCCCGGUGUUUUUCCCUGCUAAUACGUGGAUUCAUUCAAGGAAAGAUAAUCCUGAGAGCAGAAUUAUUUUCUCUAAUCAGGCAUAUUUACCAUCGCAAACACCAGCAGGAAUUAAAGAUCUUCGACGUGAGGACCUACUUAGUAUUCAGGGAAAUGGGAAAGGUGAGAGGAAGCCACAUGACAGAAUCUAUGAUUAUGCCCCUUAUAAUGAUUUGGGUAAUCCCGACAAGUCUGAGGAUUUAGUUAGGCCAGUCCUGGGCGAUGAGGAGAGGCCUUAUCCUAGGCGCUGUCGAACUGGACGACCUCCAACUAAGUCAGAUCCAUUCUCUGAGAGGAGAAUAGAAAAGCCCCAUCCCGUUUAUGUUCCUCGUGAUGAAACUUUCGAGGAGAUUAAACAAAACACUUUCUCUGCUGGAAGACUGAAAGCUCUGUUACACAAUCUGAUACCAUCUAUUGCUUCUGCACUGUCGAGUUCGGACAUACCUUUCGCGUGUUUUUCUGACAUAGACAAGCUAUACAAUGAUGGCGUUGUUUUGAAAGAUGAAGAAUGUAAAGAAGCAGUUGAAAAUCAAUCUGUCAUCGACAAAUUGAAACGGAUAGUAACUAGUGGGCAAAGGUUGUUAAAGUAUGAAAUACCGGCCAUAAUUAGAAAGUUCCAAUUUGGGAACCCUUCGCCACCCAUUUUCUACAUGUUUGCAGGGGAUAGAUUUGCAUGGCUGCGGGACAACGAGUUUGCACGACAGACUUUAGCAGGGGUCAACCCCGUAAACAUUGAAUUACUGAGGGAGUUUCCAAUUCUGAGCAAAUUAGAUCCUACAGUUUAUGGCCCGCUGGAGUCUGAAAUAACAAAAGAGCUGAUAGAGCAAGAACUGCACGGCAUGAGUUUGGAAGAGGCUAUUGAGAAUAAGAGGUUGUUUAUACUUGACUACCAUGACCUACUUUUGCCAUUUAUUGAGAAGAUGAACUCCUUGCCUGGGAGAAAAGCUUAUGCCUCAAGGACAAUUUUCUUCUACACCCCUACUGGUUUCUUAAGGCCAAUUGUCAUAGAGCUUUCACUUCCUCCAAUACCUUCUUCAAGCAACAAGCGCAUUUACACUCAUGGACAUGAUGCUACAACUCAUUGGAUUUGGAAGCUAGCCAAAGCUCAUGUUUGUUCCAAUGAUGCUGGAAUCCACCAACUAGUGAACCACUGGUUGAGGACUCAUGCUUGCAUGGAACCUUACAUACUUGCCACGCAUAGGCAGCUUAGCUCAAUGCACCCAGUUUACAAGUUGCUCCAUCCCCAUAUGCGCUACACGCUAGAAAUCAAUGCACUUGCAAGACAAAGUUUAAUCAAUGGAGGAGGAAUAAUUGAGGCUUGUUUUAGCCCAGGAAAGUAUUCCAUGGAGAUAAGCUCUGCAGCCUACAAGAGUAUGUGGCGAUUCGAUAUGGAGGCACUACCAGCAGAUUUACUUCGGAGGGGUAUGGCCGUUGAGGAUCCUACGAUGCCCUGUGGUGUGAAACUUGUGAUCGAAGACUACCCCUAUGCAUCCGAUGGACUCCUCAUAUGGUCUGCUAUUGAAGAACUGGUGGAAUCCUACGUCGCAUACUAUUUUUCUGGGCCUAACUCAGUCACAUCUGACACCGAGCUCCAAGCGUGGUGGAAAGAGAUCAAAGACAAGGGCCACUACGACAAAAGGGGCGAGUCUUGGUGGCCUAAACUCAACACCGCCGAGGACUUAUCCAGCAUCCUGACCACAAUGAUCUGGAUCGCUUCAGGCCAGCACGCAGCCAUAAACUUCGGGCAGUACCCCUUUGGCGGGUACGUGCCUAACCGCCCCACACUCAUGAGGAAACUGAUCCCUCAAGAAGGCAAUGAGUACGAGAAGCUGAUCCACAAUCCGCAGUAUACGUUUCUGUCUUCUUUGCCAACUCAACUUCAGGCCACCAAAGUAAUGGCUGUCCAGGACACACUCUCGACUCACUCUGCAGAUAAAGAGUAUCUGAACGUGUUGCACCAUCUUCAGAGCCACCUGAUCAGUGAUCAUGAAGUUGCAGAGAUGUUCAAGAAGUUUGGGGCCAAGUUGGAGGAGUUAGAGAAGACGAUAAAUGGGAGAAAUAAGGAUGCCAGGCUGAAGAAUCGUAAUGGUGCUGGGGUUCCUCCAUAUGAGCUGCUUCUUCCGUCUUCAGGUCCAGGGGUCACUGGUCGAGGUAUUCCCAAUAGCAUCUCUAUUUGAGAUAUGUAUAUGUAUAUAUGUAAGUGUGUCUGUCUGUCUUGACUUGACUUCAACCUUCUUUUUUUUAUUUUUGUGUGUAGAGAAACAGAUUUUGUAUUUCGUAUAGUAGGUUGAUGAAUGAUAAGUGGUUGGAAUGAGUA